GUAGAAUAUAUAGACUCCGGAAAGCAAUUAGAGAGAGAUGGACUUCCAGCGCAGAGCUCACCCUUACCCCAUCCCGGAGGAUGAAGAGGUUGCACACAAUGUCGCUCCUGAUGCUCACAACUCUGCAGGAAACGAAGGCGAGAAACCGGUGUCAAAAUUGCAACGUAGGCACAGUGACAUAAAACUCUACAAAGAGUUUUGUGACUUUUAUGCAAGAUUCAACAUGGCGAACGCGCUUGCAAAUGCCAUCUGCGAGCGCUGCAGGGGUGGCUUUGCCCCUGCCGAGAAAAUUGUCAACAGCAACGGUGAGCUGUACCACGAGCAGUGCUUUGUCUGCGCCCAGUGCUUUCAGCAGUUUCCCGAAGGGCUCUUCUACGAGUUUGAAGGGAGGAAGUACUGCGAACAUGAUUUUCAAAUGCUUUUUGCCCCUUGCUGCCAUCAAUGUGGUGAGUUCAUUAUUGGUCGUGUUAUUAAAGCUAUGAACAAUAGCUGGCAUCCAGAGUGCUUCUGCUGUGAUAUCUGCCAACAAGUAUUGGCCGAUAUUGGAUUUGUCAAGAAUGCUGGCAGACAUCUCUGCCGUCCUUGCCAUAACAGGGAAAAAGCCAGAGGACUGGGAAAGUACAUUUGCCAGAAGUGUCAUGCCAUUAUUGAUGAACAGCCUCUCAUAUUCAAAAAUGAUCCUUAUCAUCCUGAUCAUUUCAACUGUGCAAACUGCGGGAAGGAACUUACUGCUGAUGCUCGUGAGUUGAAGGGAGAAUUAUACUGCUUACCCUGCCAUGACAAAAUGGGUGUCCCCAUCUGUGGGGCAUGUAGAAGACCAAUUGAAGGCCGUGUGGUGAAUGCUAUGGGCAAACAAUGGCAUGUGGAGCAUUUUGUUUGUGCAAAAUGUGAAAAGCCAUUCCUGGGUCAUCGUCAUUACGAGAGAAAAGGCUUGGCGUAUUGUGAAACCCACUACAAUCAGCUAUUUGGUGAUGUUUGUUUCCAUUGCAACCGUGUGAUUGAAGGAGAUGUUGUGUCUGCUCUGAAUAAGGCAUGGUGUGUGAACUGUUUCGCUUGUUCAACUUGCAACACUAAGUUAACACUCAAGAAUAAAUUUGUUGAGUUUGAUAUGAAGCCUGUCUGCAAAAAGUGUUAUGAGAAGUUUCCUCUAGAGCUGAAGAAAAGACUGAAGAAACUAGCUGAAACUUUGGGAAGGAAGUAAAGACUUCAUCUGCUCUCCCCUUCCUUUGUGAAAAUCUUAUAUCUAUUACUUGGGGGGGGGGCUUCUUUGAGGCUGCAAUCAGACAACAAAUGACGAUGUAUGCCUUCUAUCAAAUCGAAAUGUCUUAAGAUUCUCUGUUCUCUAUACAUGUAUGCUUAUUCAUUGAUAAACAGACCAUACUUCCAAACUACAUUAAAUACCAGCUCAUCUGAAAGGCUUCGGACCCUGAUAAUGUAGUUGAACUGAUGCAGGUGGCCCAUUCUGCACAGUAAUCUCUGCGGAAUUUUACAGAGGGAGAAAAUUUGCUUAUGAAUACCUGUGAAAACAAACUGUGCAAAUGUGUCCAACUUUAGGGGCAUGUAUUGUUGUUUAUAUUAAUGAAAGUAUUAACCUUCAUAUUCAGCAUGCACGCAAAACUUGCCCAAGUCAAGUGACUUGGGCAAGAAACCAACGUACUUCGCCUCGUGGAAAAAUUCACGCUUGGAUUUCAGGCCAAGUCGUCUCAUUAAGGAGCCUUGUUUCGGAUGGUUUGAAAAGUAUCAGAUUUCUAAAUACAGUCACAGUACAAAUUACCUACUUCUGAUAGAUUAUGCUUACAUGAUGAAUCUUUGUACAUCAGGCUUAGCAUGAAAUAUCUAUAUAAAAUAUAUAUUCCUAUUGCAAGAAAUGAGCAUACUCAGAACUACUUGAAUUUUGCUAUAUUCCACUCAAAAUAACACAUUAACUUUUAUAUAUGCUUUUGCAUUCUAUUUACUUUUUGUGCCUUAUUCUGCUGGACCAUACAUAACAGUGUUCCAUUAAAUAUAUAUAUAGUUUUAUUUUUUAUUUCGUAUUUUUAUGCAGAAACUAUAUACAAGGUAUUUUCAAAAGAUAACAUACUUUGCCUUAAUUAUACAGGAUGCGAGAAGUAUUGUAUUUCAAAUGUGAACACCUGAGCUUAAAAUUUAGCUUCUAGACUUCAUUAAUUUUCAGAACAAUACUGAAAAUGCGUAUUUCAAUUAACUGGCAAUAUUACUUUUACACCUAUGAGUGUAAAUAUACAAGGUUUGAUCCUGCUAGGAUCUAUUUCUUUAGCCAUCCUCAAGAACUGAGCUCACAAAUCAUCAGAAUUCCUUAUAACAUACAUUUAAUUGUUUUAUACUGUUGACUUCUGUCCAUGCAAAUCUGUUUUAUUUUCCCCUUUCUUAUAGAAAACACAGUUACUUACGACUUCUUGAUGGUACUACAUUACGAAGUACGCAAACUUUUUUUUUAUAUUACUGACUUAAAACAUAUUUUAUGUAAUUACAUCAUAGGAAAUAAAAUUUUCUUUCCUGUUUAUGAAAAAUGAGUUGCUUUAAAACGUCUGCUUUCCAGUGUCAUCAAUAAAGGCUAUGUUAUUAAACCUUG
Messenger RNA from Gymnogyps californianus (California condor), 2590 nucleotides. RefSeq names its product LIM zinc finger domain containing 1 (gene LIMS1). Gene Ontology annotation, cellular component: cell-cell junction; cytoplasm; focal adhesion. The coding region runs from base 38 to 1201 and encodes 387 amino acids. Gene Ontology annotation, biological process: cell-cell adhesion; positive regulation of integrin-mediated signaling pathway; cell-cell junction organization. The transcript has 10 exons. The record is from RefSeq and is a predicted model, not a curated record. NCBI's taxonomy places the organism in Eukaryota, Metazoa, Chordata, Aves, Accipitriformes, Cathartidae.